Molecule: messenger RNA, 2055 nt
Organism: Giardia duodenalis
Lineage: Eukaryota; Fornicata; Diplomonadida; Hexamitidae
Product: Kinase, TTK
Exons: 1
Coding region: 1-2055 (684 amino acids)
Biological process (GO): peptidyl-serine phosphorylation; meiotic spindle assembly checkpoint signaling; mitotic spindle assembly checkpoint signaling
Cellular component (GO): spindle; kinetochore; nucleus
Molecular function (GO): protein serine/threonine kinase activity; ATP binding; protein serine/threonine/tyrosine kinase activity
Source: RefSeq, a predicted model, not a curated record
AUGUUUGGUGCACCGGGGAGCGUCCCCAAAGACGGAGAUCCGCCAGCAGACAGGGGGUAUCGGCCAAUGAGAGGCUACUUCAACUGGACCCGUGAUAUUGCAAAGGAGGUCCCAACAACUCCGGAUGCUACAGAGGGCGACCAAGAGGAGAGUAGUAGCUCACUUGCCGAUACAAAGGCCUGUGUAACUCCUGUAGGACAGAAUGAAGUCAGAGGUGUUGCUCAUCCUCCAAAGCCGAGCCAUUUACAACGACAGCACAGCUCUGUGCAGCACGUGGUCGCACCAUUAAAGAAAGAGGCAGAGAAUACUGUGAUUAAGAAAAGUCCAAUCUUUCUAGAAGAACCGCCACAGAAGAAACUCAACUAUGCAAGCUACAGCACAAGUAGCAAGAGAUCGUCUAAUGACCAAUCAACCAAAAGGUCUGCAUCUCCUCAGACCAUCGAUACAGCUGCAACUAAAGUUUUAGGGCUUACACAGCAGAUGACUAUCUUAGAUAAUAAGGAGUUCCAGUAUAACAAAACACUCGGGUCCACAGAGGUAAAGUCAGAAACAAAAGUCGUCGUGGCCACAACACCUCCAUCUGAAGUACUUACUCCGCUGGUGCCCACUUCUUCAACGCCCCAAUCAGCUGCAGUGCAAAAGAAACCAAGUCAAUCUCUUCGCAAGGGAAUAUUCGGCCAAACAGACAUAAACUACAACACUACAAUUGAUUUUCAAUCUGGCGACGCCGCCAAUACAAAUAUCCCUCUUCCCCCCGUUACUGGGCAGGUUUUAGAAAAGCUGCCAACAAAGCAAGUGGUUUACCCUUGUGCGCCGCAGGUACCAGACUUGCAGCCCGUCAACACUGGUUCUCAGCAGUAUCGUAUUCCAAUGGUCAGUCUAACGAGCCAAAAUGUAACAUACACUACUUCAAACCAACCAACCAUGGCAGGCGAGUCUCGAGCGGCCAUUACUGCGCCUUCAACCCGUCAGAACUCCGACGGAACAGUCGCGCGCGUCCAUGACAUCGACGACCCUGAUUACACAAAAGCGUUGAAGUUUCUUGAAAAGUAUAUGAGCUCACUAGCCCUUUUAUUCAGAAAGAUCCCUGUCCAAAUACUUUAUAUAAAUAAGAAGGUCCACCUUGUAAUAGAACAGAUUGGUGCUGGCGGGUACGGGCAUGUCUAUAAGGCAUUGCAACCCAGCGGGAAGCUCUGCGCCAUCAAGCUGCUGUGGAGUCAAAAGGGGAACAAUUAUAAUGAAAAAGAAGAAAAGACCAAUUAUAAAGCAAUGAUAGAUGAAAUAGAGAUUAUGAAGCGGUUGAAAGGAAAGGGAAUAUGUCUAGAUUUAGUGGACUGUCAAGUAGUUACUAAACACAAUCCUUUUCUGCGACGGUAUGCCCUGAUCGUAAUGGAGCUGGGAGACACAGAUUUAAGAAGCUUUAUGAAGGAAUUUAAAUCUGUAAAAAGGGACAGAGUUGUUGGACCCCUACACCCUUGCAACUUGCUCCCUGAGAGCAAGAUUCUUUCUCUUCUCUAUGACAUGAUAACAGUACUUCACAGGAUGCAUAUGCAGGGUUAUAUACAUUGCGAUCUUAAGCCCCAGAACUUCAUGUUCUACAAGGGCCGCUUGAGGCUUAUUGACUUUGGCAUAUCCAAAGCAAUGCAACAGGACACAACCUGUGCCGUCACAGACACCAUAGCUGGCACUCCGAAGUACAUGGCUCCGGAGAUAAUGCUUACCAUUGGUAGAACUAUGGAUAAUAAGAAGACAGAACUUCACAGAGUCGCAGAUGUCUGGAGCAUCGGGUGUAUCUUGUUUGAAAUGGCUGCUGGAUACCACCCGUUGGAUAGGUACGUAGAUAACCACCCACUGGCACUGCUGAAUACUGUGGCCGAAAAGAGGUAUGUCAUAGAGGCUGACGACCUGCACGUUUCUCCAGAGCUAAGAGAACUUAUACUGCUAUGCUUAGAGCACUCUCCCAAAGACCGCAUAACCAUGGAAGGGAUAUUUGCCCAUGCAUGUCUAAAGAAUCAGUUCUCACAGAAUGAAGUCUCUGAGUUCCAACGGUCUUAA